AUGGAGAGUCGGAUGAACGGAAGAACCAAACUAGAGCAAGCACACUACUUCCAAUCAGAGACACAAGGCGGUGGGCUAGCUACUCAGACACCCGUUCAUCUCAAGAGCUAUAGAUAUCUAAGACUCCUCGAUUUCACAGAUUCAUCUACUCCUCAUGCAGCGACCAGGGCGAUGAGGGGUCGAUUAGAGACACUUAGUGCGGAUUUCGUCAAGCUUUCCCUUAGAUAUCGAUAUUUCCCCUAA
Morchella importuna is the source of this 243-nucleotide messenger RNA. RefSeq lists its product as uncharacterized. NCBI's taxonomy places the organism in Eukaryota, Fungi, Ascomycota, Pezizomycetes, Pezizales, Morchellaceae. The coding region runs from base 1 to 243 and encodes 80 amino acids. The transcript is spliced from 3 exons. The record is from RefSeq and is a predicted model, not a curated record.